CGAUACACCAGCCAACUCUCUUUGCGUUCUGCACGGCAUCUAUCCACAAGCUUCGUCACCCAAUUUGUCUGGAUUGGUUGGACGAACUUGCAUAUCCUUGCCAAAUUGGCCGACGAGAGAGGUUCUAACUAAAACGACAAUUUGUUCAUUCGAACGAAAAGCAAUACGCCAUGAAGAAGCUGCUUAGUUCUUUGUUGGUUCUUGGGACCAUCGUUCUACCCUGGACAGGUGUUACCGCCGAGGAGAUUGUCAUCUUUGGUUCGGAUGCAUGCGAGUGCGAGGACAAUAUCGGGCACUUUUGUGGCAUUGAUGACAACUGUCAUCCAUUCUCUUGUGAAAAUUACUAUCUGUAUGCCGACCGAAAGCUCACGGGGUAUUCGGACAACGCCACUAUGCAGUGUUUCGGCUACUCUCUCGGCGAACAAGAACGAGCUCAUGGCGUAGUGUAUGGAUGCAGUCCUCUCUUUCCGUUUGUACUCCCCACACCUGGCAAGCAAGUGACAGAGCCUUUCAACCGAAAGUGCACCGCAGAGCGAGACGAAAGCGGUUUCUCGUUUGAAUGCUACGAGUUUCAGGACGGCGAGGCUGCCGCAGACUUUAGCUUUUUCGAACGAUUAGCUAAUUCGUUCUUUCCAGACUGUACGGAUGGUGAUGAUCCCAAAUACUACUACAUGAUUGCCAGUAGCAACCACUAUCUGGGCUUUGAAGGGCUGCAGGGUAACCCCAUAGUGGCAGGAGGUGCCGAUAUCGACGGUGAUACGAUAUGGCAAUCCAACCCAUCAAACUUCUUUCGUCGGGAGACUGCCUUGUUGGCCAUGUAUGCCAACGUUGUGGGCGGACCAGCACCAUCUCUGUCGGAAUCUGGAACAGUCAUCUUAGAUCCACCAGGAGGCCUGUUUGACAACAAUCCUCUCGACAAGCCGUCUACAAUGGCCCCGACGAAUGCGGCAGGAACCCAUCCUGGCAACGUGUUCAACCAUUCAGACAACAAACCGCCUACAGCUGAUGGAACAUCAGAAGCGGAGGAAGGGUUGAAUCAAACUGCUGCCCAUGAGGAAGGAUUGAACAUCACCAAUGAUGCCGAGGCGGGUUUAAACAUGACGAAUGACACAACGUCGAUGCCACAAGCAGAAGAUGAAGAAUGA
Messenger RNA from Seminavis robusta, 1145 nucleotides. Lineage: Eukaryota; Bacillariophyta; Bacillariophyceae; Naviculales; Naviculaceae. The record is from the annotation of a GenBank genome assembly.